AUGGACAUGAACUCAUGGAACUGGAGAAAUAUCAGUAGUUAUGAACUGCAUUUAUUGAUAAUGGCCACUGUUUCAACUGCAGUUGUGGAGCCUUAUAACAGCGUUCUCUCUACUCAUUCCCUACUUGAACACACAGAUGUUGCUGUGCUAUUGGACAAUGAAGCCAUUUAUGAUAUCUGUCGGAGAUCCCUCGAUAUUGAAAGGCCUACUUACACCAAUUUGAACCGAUUGAUUUCACAAAUCAUAUCAUCCUUGACUACUUCUUUAAGGUUUGAUGGAGCUAUUAAUGUGGAUGUUACUGAGUUCCAGACUAACCUUGUACCAUAUCCUCGUAUCCAUUUUAUGCUUUCCUCAUAUGCCCCUGUUAUCUCUGCUGAGAAAGCAUACCAUGAGCAGCUCUCAGUUCCUGAGAUCACAAAUGCAGUGUUUGAGCCAGCAAGCAUGAUGGCAAAAUGCGAUCCAAGGCACGGGAAAUAUAUGGCAUGCUGCUUGAUGUACCGUGGAGAUGUUGUUCCUAAGGAUGUCAAUGCUGCUGUUGCCACCAUCAAGACAAAACGGACGGUUCAGUUUGUUGACUGGUGCCCAACUGGUUUCAAAUGCGGUAUCAACUAUCAGCCUCCAACAGUGGUUCCUGGGGGUGAUCUUGCUAAGGUGCAGAGAGCUGUGUGCAUGAUCAGCAACAACACAGCUGUGGCUGAGGUUUUCUCACGCAUAGACCACAAAUUCGAUCUCAUGUAUGCCAAGAGGGCAUUUGUUCACUGGUAUGUUGGGGAAGGCAUGGAGGAAGGAGAAUUCUCUGAAGCCCGUGAAGAUCUAGCUGCUCUUGAGAAAGAUUACGAGGAAGUUGGUGCAGAAGGUGUGGAUGAUGAAGAAGAUGGCGAAGACUACUGA
Ilex paraguariensis (yerba mate) is the source of this 891-nucleotide messenger RNA. Lineage: Eukaryota; Viridiplantae; Streptophyta; Magnoliopsida; Aquifoliales; Aquifoliaceae. The record is from the annotation of a GenBank genome assembly.